AUGGCGAUCCAGAGUGACACGCCCAAAUCCGGAUCCGGAGCCAACGGCGAAGCCCUGCCGCCGCAGCACAGCAAGGUGGCGUUGAUCACUGGAAUUACCAGCCAGGUAACUACCAGCCAGGACGGGUGGUACCUCACCAAGUUGUUGCUCGACAAGGGGUACGAGGUUCACGACCUGAUCUGUCACUCUCCCAACUUCGAGACCCGACAAGUCGACAACAUCUACAUCGAUCGGCAGGAGCACGAGAAUCGGAUCAAGCUUCACUUCGCCGAUCCCACCGACGCUUCCUCUCUCCGCCUCUGUAUCGACACGAUCUCUCCUGACGAGGUCUACAAUCUCGCCGGCCAGUCCGACAUGGCGGCCUCGUUCGAGAUCCCUGAUUACACUGCCGAUAUGGUUGCCACGGUCACCCUCCGGCUCCUCGAGGCCGUGCGCUGUCACGUCUCUGCUACCGGCCGCAGCCACAUCCGUUACUGCCAGGCUGGGUCUUCAGAGAUAUUUGGGCCUCAGGAAUAUGAAUAUUGGCCCUGGAAUCCGCAGACGCCGCUGUCUGAGACAUCCCCGUUUCACCCGCAGUCCCCCUACGCCGUGUCUAAGUGGGCCGCGCACAGGUACGCCGUGCACUAUCGCGAGGCCCACGGGCUGUUCGUGUGCAACGGGAUCCUGUUCAACCACGAGUCCCCGAGGCGGGGCGAGAACUUCUUGAGCCGGAAGAUCACGAGGGCUGUGGGGCGGAUCAAGAUGGGGCUGCAGAGCAAGCUGUUCCUGGGGGAUCUGCAUGGCUCUCAGGAAUGGGGGUUCGCCGGGGACUACGUGGAGGCGAUGUGGAUUAUGCUGCAGCAAGAAAAACCGGACGACUACGUGGUGGCGAUGGAGAAGUCGCACAGGGUGGUGGAUUUCUUGGCCUUGGCGUUUGACCAUGCGGGGCUGUAUUUCUGGGAUCAUGUGGUGAUCGACGAGAGGUAUCUCAGGCUGGGAGAGGUGGACAACUUGAAGGGAGAUGCGAGUAAGGCCAAGAAGGUGUUGGGCUGGGAGGCCGAGGUCGGGUUUGACGAGUUGGUGAAGAUGAUGGUGGACGAGGACCUUGAAUUGGCUAAAAGGGACAAGUUUCUUGUUCAUGCUCAGCACAAGCGCCGAGUAUUCCUUACUUGUUAUCUCUUGCUGCUCUGUUUCUUAACCUGUGCUCUUGUUUGGUUUUUUCUUAGAAUAUCAGCUGGACGCAAGUAA
Rhodamnia argentea is the source of this 1227-nucleotide messenger RNA. Its product is annotated as GDP-mannose 4,6 dehydratase 1-like. Bases 1 to 1227 code for a protein of 408 amino acids. Gene Ontology annotation, molecular function: GDP-mannose 4,6-dehydratase activity. Gene Ontology annotation, biological process: GDP-mannose metabolic process. The transcript has a single exon. The record is from RefSeq and is a predicted model, not a curated record. NCBI's taxonomy places the organism in Eukaryota, Viridiplantae, Streptophyta, Magnoliopsida, Myrtales, Myrtaceae.